Agelaius phoeniceus (red-winged blackbird) is the source of this 630-nucleotide messenger RNA. The record is from RefSeq and is a predicted model, not a curated record. NCBI's taxonomy places the organism in Eukaryota, Metazoa, Chordata, Aves, Passeriformes, Icteridae.
AUGGAUGAGAGAAAACGGCCCCAAGAGCUGCUUCUCCAAAAAAGAGACAUAGCAGUUUCUGCAGUUGCUCUGCAGGAUGAUAUAAUAGAUAAUCAUCAGCUGCAGGACCUUUAACAUCCUAAGUCAAGGACAAGGAAUACAAAGAACUUUUACAAACCAUGAAUAAAAGAAAUAGUCAGAGUAAUAGCAGAUACAGGACUAAGAAGAAAGAGCACAAAAGCAAGGAAGGUAAAGAGAUCCACACAGCAUGGAAAAUCCAUACAGUGCUGUCCAAUACUGAGGAAGGAGUUUGCUAUUCAACCCAGGGUGCUGCAUUCAUGUUCCCAUGUAUAAUUGUAAUUAUAAUUAUUUUUUCAGUGAUGCCUGAAAGCCUUUGAAAAAUUUACAGGUAAAAAUUGUCCUAUGUGUAGAAAAGAGCAGGAUCAGACCAGAGUAAUACACGAUGGGGCAUGCUUGGUUGCUUCCUGGAGGGGAUAUAUUGUUAUAACAGAGUCUAAAGACUUAAGGGAAGCAGUGCCUCCUAAGGAUAGAAAGUUAAGAAAGCAACUAUUUGAAAAAAUGUUUUGCUGUAUUUGCUUCCUUGGUCUUUUUCCUUGGGGCAAUUCAGCUUCCUUAAACCAGAACUCCUGA